UCAUGGUGGCAAAUUAGCUUUGUAUAACGGAAUUAGAGCCGAAAGAGAAUGGAAGAUUGGCUUAGUUUGUGGAACUGGUAGUUCAAAAGAACGUUCAAAAGAAACGGAAAAAAACGUAGCUGCGUUUGUUAUGCAUGUCGUGGCAAAGGGCACUUUGCUUAUUCGUGUCUGUCUUUGGAAAAUCGAGACCAACGAAAAAAAGGUUAAGGAUAAUAGUAGAACGUUGAGAGUGAAGGGAAACAUUGGUUGUAUGGAUGAUGAAAUCGUUGGAUAUAUUCAUGCGCUGAACUCGUCGUUAAAGGUGUAA
Racocetra persica is the source of this 307-nucleotide messenger RNA. The record is from the annotation of a GenBank genome assembly. Lineage: Eukaryota; Fungi; Glomeromycota; Glomeromycetes; Diversisporales; Gigasporaceae.